Molecule: messenger RNA, 1898 nt
Organism: Elaeis guineensis (African oil palm)
Lineage: Eukaryota; Viridiplantae; Streptophyta; Magnoliopsida; Arecales; Arecaceae
Biological process (GO): positive regulation of DNA-templated transcription
Cellular component (GO): SWI/SNF complex
Source: RefSeq, a predicted model, not a curated record
AAUAGAUCUAGAUGGACCGAGCCAGUGUUCCACCCACGCGGUGCUUCCGCAGAAGGGGAAUGGCACCAUAAAUCCCACCCAUCCCUGGAUUCCAUUCUAAAAGCACCAACAAUGGCCGACUACAAAUAGAGAGGAAAGAAAAAAUAGAGAGAGGAAGACGAAAGAAUGGAGGAAGGGAACAGCAAUAGCAACAACAAUCCGAUCGCGCAGCAGCACCAGCAGCUCCUCCAGCAGCAACUCUUCUUGAUGCAGCAGUACCAACAACACCACCAACACCAGCUCCAACAACAGCAGCAGCAGCAGCAGCAGCAGCAGAUGCCACAAUCCCAUCCCAUCCAAGCCCAGCAGCAGCCAUCGAGCACUUCUCAGCAACCACCGCUUAGCCUCCUGCAGCAGCAGCAGCAGGCCAUCUCUCGCUUCCCCUCCAACAUCGAUGCCCAUCUCCGGGCCCCCGGCCUCCGCUCCCUCCAAUUCCGACCCCCGACUAUCAAUUCCCUUUCGCAUCCUCAGCAGCCGCAGCCGCAGCCGCAGCCGCAGCCGCCGCCGCCGCCGCCGCAGCAGCAGCAGCAACAGCAGGCGCAGCAGCAUCAUCAGCAGCCGGCGUCUUUGAUUUCGAAUCUCCAUCAUGCCCAGCAGCCCCAAUCACAGCAGCAGCAGCAGCAGCAGCCGCCGCCACCGCCUCAGCAAGCGAGGGCGGGGAUUGGGAUGGGGAUGGGGAUGGGGAUUGCGGGGAGGACGCCGGCGGCGAGUCCGGUGGAGGUGGAGAUGGCGCAGCAGGACGCCAUGAAGGUCUGCAACCCGGACAUCAAGCGCCCCUUCGCUUCCAUCGAGGACGCCGUCCUCAGGCUAUUGCCAUAUCAUGUGGUGUCUGAUUACGAGGCUGAAGAAGAUGACAGGAUUCUUGACAGCGACACCACUGGUCAGAUUCCUUCUCGGCUUCAGCAGUGGGACCACAACAUCCUUUCCAAGAUUGCAGAGUUCACCAGUACCUUCGAGAAACAAGUCCUUGCCUUCAACAUUAUGUCGAGGAAGAGGGCCCUUGGAGAAUUUAGGUCAGAGGAGAGACUCAUGAUAGAACAGGCUCUACUGCAAGAGGAGAAGCAAGCAUUGCUGGAGAUAAGGGCGGAGAUUGAGUCCAGAGAGAAGGCUGGCAGGGAAGCAGCAGAGGCUAAGAUGCGGAUGGCAAUGGCUCAAGCUGAGCAUGCUCGGGCAGAGGCUCAAGCCCAUGCCGACAUGAUUGCUCGUGCUCCAAUGAAGGCAAGUGCUGCUGCAUCCCAGGGUGAUGAGGGUUCUGGCCAUGACAUGGGUCAGGAACCGGGGGGGAACAUGGAAGAGAUUCAUGGGUGGGGAAAUGCUCAAAGAGAUGAUGAAGAUCCAUCAGAAGAUUUUCUGAAUGAUGAGAAUGAGCCUGAGGAUGGAGAGACAGGGAUGCAGAAUGAAUGGCGAGAAGUUGGGGAAUUGGAUCUGAACACCAGGUGAUAUCACUAUGUUGAAGAUGGCUUCUGUGCUAUCCUAGAAAAUCCAAAAGCGUUUCCUGUUUUUGUUGUUCACAGAGGUGCAAGGUGGUCAGCACUUUCUUCAAGCUUAUCAUAAGCACAAAAUUUCGGAUGUCGUGUAUUUGCUGUCUAUGACAUUGGAUUUGUCUAGCGAACAUUUGUUGCAAUGCCAAGGAAAAACCAACAGCUUUUUUUGCCUGUAAAGGUAGCAAACUAUCAGAAUGCAAAUGUGCCUCAAAAAAUGCUUUAAUUUGUUGCCUUUGAUUAGCAGCUAUUUUGAGCUUACAAUACGAAUUUGGAUCAGUAUGGCUGAUAAGACUGAGCAAGGUUGCACCUUGUCCGUCUGUUCAUAAUCAAAUUUACCUGUUAUGAUGCAAUCAGGUUGCAUGUUUUCUUGGGCAA